CCUCUUCACUCUCUUACUGCAAAACUUGCUUUUCCUUGUACAUAGAUACAACUCACGACGCAUGAGUUUUAUACGAAUACCCCAAUAUACGAGUCAAAUAUGAUCCGUCGAUUUCACACUUGGCUAAUGUCCUUACCGUCUCCUGUGUUGUUUAUAUUCACCCGCCCCGCUACAUCCUUGCUUCAGAACAUCAGGGAGGUGAGUACUAUCGAUCACGUGAUCUCCUUCUCGUGCAAGCUUGGCCAAAUGACCUAUAAAGGUAACCCCACUCAAGCAUUUAGAAGACGGUACUCGUCGCAGAGCUGUUACCUUUUGUACCUCGGAAGUUCCCAAUUACUAAGAAUUGGAUUUAUAAUAAGAUGGGGAUUGAUGGAGUUAUAUACAGAUAAGAGGUGACGUUGGCGGUUAUGGACGUCGUCAGGGGAGCUAAGAAUUGCGUGCGAGAUGGGGAUGUCGCACGCCCGGCACAGGGCACCAAUCACCAACCUCUCCAUAUCACAUCUGUCUCACUGUUAUUUGGAGCCUGAUACCCGCGACAUCCAAUAUCCGAAUGAUGCAACCCGCUGA
This is a messenger RNA of Aaosphaeria arxii CBS 175.79, 567 nucleotides long. RefSeq lists its product as uncharacterized. NCBI's taxonomy places the organism in Eukaryota, Fungi, Ascomycota, Dothideomycetes, Pleosporales. The transcript has a single exon. The record is from RefSeq and is a predicted model, not a curated record. Bases 100 to 396 code for a protein of 98 amino acids.